Thalassophryne amazonica is the source of this 1491-nucleotide messenger RNA. RefSeq names its product protein NLRC3-like. The record is from RefSeq and is a predicted model, not a curated record. Lineage: Eukaryota; Metazoa; Chordata; Actinopteri; Batrachoidiformes; Batrachoididae.
AGAAUUUCGAGGAGAACAUGUUGACAUUUGUUAAAGAUGAGCUGAAGAUGAUCCAGAAGGUUCUACUGACAAAUGAUGCAGAAUACUUGGAAAGUCAGAGUGAGGGUGAGGAGCAGCAGACUGGUUUUCCUGGACCUCACAGUGACCUUUAUGAGGGCAAUGAAUUAUGAUGAGCUGGCUGACUGUCUGCAGAGCAGAACUCGUGCUGAAGUUUGUCGUCGUAAAUUCAAAUCUAAUGUGAAGCAGAAGUGUGAGCGUGUGUUUGAGGGGCUCUCUAAAGCAGGAAAGACGACUCUUCUGAAGGAGAUCUACACAGAGCUCUACAUAGAGGGUGGGGCUUCAGAGGUCAACCAGGAACAUGAGGUCAGACAGAUUGAAGCAGCAUACAGGAAAACACACACACCACAAAGAACCAUCACAUGUGAAGACAUCUUUAAAGCCUCAGCUGACACACAGCCACCAAUCAGAACAGUGCUGACAAAGGGCGUGGCCGGCAUAGGGAAAACAGUCUUAACACAGAAGUGGACUCUGGACUGGGCUGAAGGACGAAUCAACCAGUACUUCCAUUUCAUAUUUCCAUUCACUUUCAGAGAGCUAAAUGUGCUGAAAGUGAAGAAGUUCAGCUUGGUGGAACUUGUUCAUCACUUCUUUCCCGAAACCAAAGAAGCAGGAAUCUGCAGCUUCCGGCGCAUCCAGGUCUUGAUCAUCUUGGAUGGUCUGGAUGAGUGUCGCCUCCCUCUGGACUUCCACAGCAAUAACAUUGUGACUGAUGUCACAGAGUCGAGAUCAGUGGAUGUGUUGCUGACAAACCUCAUCAGGAGGAACCUGUUUCCCUCUGCUCACCUCUGGAUCACCACACGACCUGCAGCAGCCAAUCAGAUCCCUCCUGAGUGUGUGGCCAUGGUGACAGAGGUCGGAGGCUUCACUGACCCUCAGAAGGAGGAGUACUUCAGGAAGAAAUUCAGAGAUGAGGAGCAGUCCAGAAGAAUCAUCUUCCACAUGAAGACAUCACGAAGCCUCCACAUCAUGUGUCACAUCCCAGUGUUCUGCUGGAUCACCGCUACAGUUCUGGAGGACGUGUUGGACACCAGAGAUGCACCAGAGCUGCCAGAGACCCUGACUGAGAUGUACAUCUACUUCCUGGUGGUUCAGUCCAAAGUAAAGGUGGUCAAGUAUGAUGGAGGAACUGAGACAGAUCCACUGUGGAACAGAAAGAACAGGAAGAUGAUUGUCUCUCUGGGAAAACUGGCUUUUGAGCAGCUGCAGAAAGGGAACCUGAUCUUCUAUGAAGAGGACCUGACAGAGUGUGGCAUCGAUAUCAGAGCAGCCUCAGUGUACUCGGGAGUCUUCACACAGAUCUUUAAAGAGGAGAGAGGACUCUAUCAGGACAAGGUCUUCUGCUUCAUCCAUCUGAGUGUUCAGGAGUUUCUGGCUGCUCUUUAUGUUCAUCUGACCUUCAUCCAGUCUGGAGUCAAUCUGCUGUCCAAAGAA